GUGGCGAUAUCGAGUGAUUUUUUUUCUCCGGCUCUCGGCGAAACACGGGAGGAAUACACGUGUGUUUCCGCACAUGUGUAGUUUUUAUUACCGUUUUAACAUAUAUUUUCUACAGUAUCGAUCGACAGAACUCUGAUCAUGUCUGCGUCUGUGAAAAAGAAAACACCCGACGGAGAUGCCGCCGCAGAAGCCCUCGAUAAAGAAGAGAGUUCUCCCAUUGUGAGCCGCACACGGAGCGGGCGCAUACUACGGACACCCGCGGCCAAAACCCCCGUCCGUAAGACCAGAAAGUCUGUUAUCAGAGAAGAUCCGGCAGAAAGCGCCGAGUCUCGGCAGGAAUCGCCACCUGAUGACCGUACAGCAGAUACUAAAAGCGACCAAUGCAGUCCGGAGCCAGUUCCAGCGUGUCCGGAUGCAUCUACAUCAGCAGAUGUCAGUCGAGAGUCAGACACUGCGGGCUUGAUGGGGUCAGAUCAGGCCAGCGAGAAGGAGAAUGUGGUAAAUAAUACAGAGACUGAAUCCACUGAUCCCCCUGACCCCAAGAAAAGGGCCAAAAAAAGGACUCACUCAGAAUCCAGUGAGAAGAAAAGUAAGAUGAUUCCUCUUGGGAAACCUAAGUCUGGAAGAGUAUGGAAAGACAGAAAUAAGCAAAGGUUCUCUGCUCUGUUGAGAGACAAACCUCUGCGUACAUCGUGGGAAAAGAAGAUGGAGGCCAAGAGAGAGAAGCAGCUGGUGAAGCAGUACCAACAACGUCUGAAAGACGAGCAGUCCAGAGAGAAAGAGGAGAAAAAGAAGAGGAGAGCAGAAAACCUGAGAAGACGAGCAGAAAACGAGCGGAAAGCAGAGAUCGUGCAAGUGAUUAAGAAUACGUCAAAGAUCAAGAGAAUGAAGAAGAAGCAGCUGAGGAAGAUUGAGAAAAGAGACACGCUCGCGAUGGUGCAGAAAACACCACCCGUUGUCAAGAAGGGCGCUGGGAAAAUAAUCAGCAGCUUGUAGAGAGUGUCUCGAGCUUUGACCUUUACGUGCUGCGUUUUGAUGCACGUGACCCUCGCUGUGGAAGAUACUAGAGACGUGUAAUAAUGAUGAAUUGAUGACUCUGCUUUAGGUCUCUGGGCUUGAUGUAAUAUAUCUACAGCAAAUGAAUUUGAUAAAACAAUACGCGUCGACCUCACGGAUAAUGUCGUUUUUUGUCACAUUAAAAAAAACUGUCAAUUUC
Puntigrus tetrazona (Sumatra barb) is the source of this 1216-nucleotide messenger RNA. It is a transcript of the gene ccdc86, whose product is annotated as coiled-coil domain containing 86. NCBI's taxonomy places the organism in Eukaryota, Metazoa, Chordata, Actinopteri, Cypriniformes, Cyprinidae. The record is from RefSeq and is a predicted model, not a curated record. The coding region runs from base 139 to 996 and encodes 285 amino acids. Gene Ontology annotation, cellular component: nucleolus. The transcript has 5 exons.